AUGAUUGCCUCGAUAUCAGCUGAAGAGUUCCAGCGUUUUCAAUCACAACUGCUCGAUUUACGUGAAGCACAGAUAACAGCUAAUGAGGCUCGAUUAAAAGCAGAGAAACGUGUAAAACAAUUAGAAGAACUUUCACACACUAAAUUAGCUUUAAUUGAAGCUCAAUCAACUUCAGCCAAUCGUUCACGUCUUGAAGAGCUGCGACAAGAGAAUACACUUUUACGUGAUAAACUAUUGAGUACAGAAUCAUCAUUCCAGUUGCAAUCGUCAACUCUACGCGCUGAAUGUCAUCGGUUAACAAAUGAAUUAGACGAAUUACAACAAAAACUAUCACAGAGUAAUAAUAAUAAUGAUAAUAAAGUGAAAAAUUCAAAAUUAUGCCAAACAAUUAAUAAUCCACUCAAUAUUCAACAUAAAUCUAUUCAAGUCAACUGUGAUGAUCCUGAUGAUUAUCAAAUUCCCGCUUUUUUAAGACAGAAUAUUGAACAACUUGAACAUUCCUUGGAAACCGCCAAUUCAACACAUCAUCGUUUAAAACAAACUAUUGAACAAUUGAAUAGUCGAGUUACUCUACUUGAGAAUAAAUUAUCCGUGGAAAUAUCUAACUAUCAAAAUCAAAUAGAUCAAUUGAAUAAUGAGAAAAAUGCCUUGUGUACAGAAUUAAAUACAUAUCAAGAAAAGAUGCUGCAAUCUGAGGUGUUGGAAAAAGAAUUACGCAAUCAGAUUGAUUCGGUGAAACGUCGUAGUGAAAAACUGAAUCAUGAGUUAAGACGUCAAUUGAAUCGAUUUCUACUUGGUUGUAAUAAUAACAAUAGUGAUGUAGAGGCUGCAAAUCUACGCAAAACAUCACUACACUCUUCAUCUUCCUCGUUGUCGAGUAAUUUUAAUCUAACCGCGACAACAACAACAACAACGACGAUGCCAGGUUCUUCAACAUCUCAUGGAAUGCUGCCUAAUGAAGUUAAUUCUGUAAAUGCUAUGAAUGGACAAUUGACAAAAGAUCCUUCAGGGCAUUCUAAUAUUUCUACACCGAAGAAUUCAUUUCAUGAAAUGCCUCCAGGUUUCUUUUCAACAGCUGACUUUAAGGCAAUUAUUGAUCGAAUGUCAGAAGUUCAAGAGGAGAAUUGCAUUCUACGACGAUUGAAAAAGCGUUUAGAAGCUGAUUUAACGGCUAAAAGUUUAGUUAUUCAAAAAGAACUUGAUAACUAUCUGAAAUCACCAUCACCAUUAUCAUCACAGAAGUCUACACCCCCUCCACCUACUGCAGCAGCAGCAGCGUAUUCUACAGUUGUCACUGGCUCAACAGCAUCGGCGAUGACGACAACAGUGACAACAAUAGGAUCCUCAUCAUCAUCGUCAGGGAGUCAAUAUCGAGCUAUUCGGAGUAAUUCGCAUAUAGCUACCUCUUCCUCCUCUUCACCCUCCACCUACUACUCUUCAACAGCUUCGCCAUCAACAUCUUCAGUUGCAAAUAAUCCAUUUACAAGUUUAACAUGGUUUCCAUUCAUGAGAAGUACAAUGUCGAAUUCUACUGACUCCCCCACCUCCUUCACCUCCACGUCGACGUCGUCUAUGACAUUAUCUAGUGUUAAUAUACAAACUGUGAAUCGUUUAAAAUUGAUGUGUGAAGAAUUACUCACAGAAAAUAUUCAAUUAAAAGAACAAUUACAACAGACAAGUCAAUGA
Molecule: messenger RNA, 1686 nt
Organism: Trichobilharzia szidati
Lineage: Eukaryota; Metazoa; Platyhelminthes; Trematoda; Strigeidida; Schistosomatidae
Source: the annotation of a GenBank genome assembly